AUGACUAAAGAAGGUGCUUUUGUAAAAAAACAAGUUCAAGCUAUGACAAUUUGUGCUUCUGAAUCUGGAAGUCCUCAGUUCAGCUGGGAGUUGAUAUUUGGAUUUGUUUUGCCUUCUCCUUUGGUCAAAGGCUAUGGCUUAUGGACAGAGGCUGGUCACGGUGGUCACAAAAGACUUAUGCUGAGAGACCUAAGAUUCAAUAGGAUUAAAGAAAUCCAGCCUGGAGAGUUUAGACGGCUUAAAAACCUGAACACACUGCUUCUAAACAACAAUCAAAUUAAAAGAAUACCUAGCGGGGCAUUUGAAGACCUUGAAAAUCUGAAAUAUCUCUAUUUGUACAAGAAUGAAAUCCAGUCAAUUGACAGGCAAGCAUUUAAAGGACUUGCCUCUCUAGAACAACUGUAUCUGCACUUUAAUCAAAUAGAAACAUUGGAACCUGAAUCCUUUACCCAUCUUCCAAAACUUGAAAGGCUAUUUUUGCAUAACAACAGAAUAGCUCAUUUGAUUCCUGGAACAUUUAGUCACUUAGAAUCCAUGAAGAGACUGCGUUUGGAUUCAAACGCUCUUCACUGUGACUGUGAAAUCCUGUGGCUGGCGGAGCUGUUGAAGACGUACGCAGAGUCGGGUAAUGCUCAAGCAGCAGCCACCUGUGAGUAUCCACGAAGGAUCCAGGGGAGAUCAGUGGCCACGAUAACUCCAGAAGAACUUAACUGUGAGAGGCCAAGAAUUACAUCAGAGCCUCAGGAUGUGGAUGUUACCUCAGGGAAUACAGUGUACUUCACUUGCAGAGCUGAAGGCAAUCCUAAACCAGAAAUUAUCUGGCUUCGAAACAAUAAUGAGCUCAGUAUGAAAGAAGACUCCCGCCUAAACUUGCUAGAUGAUGGCACAUUAAUGAUUCAGAACACUCAAGAAACAGACCAAGGCAUUUACCAGUGCAUGGCAAAAAAUGUGGCUGGAGAAGUGAAAACUCAGGAAGUUACUCUUAGAUACUUUGAGUCACCAGCCCGGCCAAGUUUUGUGAUUCACCCACAAAAUACCGAAGUGCUAGUUGGAGAGAGUGUUACCUUGGAGUGCAGCGCAACUGGGCACCCACAGCCACGAAUUACCUGGACCAAAGGCGACAGAACCCCUUUACCAAGUGACCCUCGUGUCACAAUAACUCCAUCGGGAGGACUUUACAUUCAAAACGUGAAGCAGGAGGACAGUGGCGAGUACACCUGUUUUGCAACUAACAGUGUAGAUAACAUCCAUGCGACUGCGUACAUCAUUGUUCAAGCUCUACCUCAGUUUACUGUUACUCCUCAAGACAAAACAGUGAUUGAGGGCCAAACUGUUGACUUCCCCUGUGAAGCACAAGGCUAUCCUCAGCCUGUUAUUGCCUGGACUAAAGGAGGAGGCCAGCUGUCUGUUGACAGAAGACACUUAGUUCUGUCCUCUGGAACCCUGAGGAUUUCCAGGGUUGCUCUGCAUGACCAGGGACAGUAUGAAUGCCAAGCUGUCAAUAUUAUCGGAUCUCAACGAAUUAUUGUGUACCUGACUGUACAGCCCAGAGUGACUCCUGUAUUUGCCAGCGUUCCAAGUGACAUGACAGUGGAGGUUGGCACAAAUGUGCAGAUCCCAUGCAGCGCUCAAGGAGAGCCAGAGCCAGUAAUUACGUGGAAUAAG
Mesitornis unicolor (brown roatelo) is the source of this 1665-nucleotide messenger RNA. Its product is annotated as peroxidasin homolog. The annotation marks the transcript as partial. The transcript has 14 exons. The record is from RefSeq and is a predicted model, not a curated record. Gene Ontology annotation, molecular function: protein binding. Lineage: Eukaryota; Metazoa; Chordata; Aves; Mesitornithiformes; Mesitornithidae.